Aspergillus ibericus CBS 121593 is the source of this 1004-nucleotide messenger RNA. RefSeq names its product mitochondrial 54S ribosomal protein bL12m. Lineage: Eukaryota; Fungi; Ascomycota; Eurotiomycetes; Eurotiales; Aspergillaceae. The transcript has 2 exons. The record is from RefSeq and is a predicted model, not a curated record. Gene Ontology annotation, cellular component: ribosome. Bases 106 to 660 code for a protein of 184 amino acids. Gene Ontology annotation, biological process: translation. Gene Ontology annotation, molecular function: structural constituent of ribosome.
CGAGCAUUUGAUUAUCUCGAGCAGCUUCAAUUCCUCGGUCAACCCCCCUCCUCGGUUCCUCGUCUGUCCCUGUUUCCGUCCCGAUCGCCUCACUCCACAUCCAUAAUGUCCGUUUCCGCCCAGGCCGCAGCUCGUUGCUGCAGACAGAUUGUCCGCCCUACCGCUACCCUGCGCCUUGCUCCCUCAUACCUGUCCCAGCGGACAAUCAGUCGGAGAUGGCAGUCCACUGAGGCGGAGGCCCCUGCUGCUCCUGCCAACCCCAAGAUCACCCAGAUUGUCGACCAGAUCAGCCAAUUGACGCUGUUGGAGACCGCCGACCUCGUGGCCAGCCUGAAGUCCCGCCUGAAUAUCCCCGACCUCCCCGUUGGCGGUUUCGCCAUGGCCGCUGGACCCGCCGCUCCCGCCGCCGCUGAGGAAGACGAGGCCGCUCCUGCUCCCCAGGAGAAGACGCUGUUCAACCUGAAGCUCGAGUCCGUCGAGGCCUCCUCCAAGGCCAAGGUCAUCAAGGAGAUCAAGACCCUCCUCGGCCUGUCCCUGGUCGACAGCAAGAAGUUCGUCGAGUCCGUUCCCAAGGUCCUGAAGGAGUCCGUCCCCAAGGAGGAGGCCGAGAAGAUCGUGGAGACCCUCAAGGCUGUCGGCGCCAAGGCCACCAUGGAUUAAACGGGCUAUUAUACUCACUCUCGGCUUCGGCUUCCGGGGACUUUUUAAUGCUACCGGGUCACCCGGUCCUCCUCCUGUUGUUUGGAGCAGAUAUGCUUUAACAUCGGGGGUUUUGGGUUCGGGGGCCGGGACGUUGUGAUUGGACUGCAUCAUCGAGCUGGAGUUUUGUCUCGCACCACCCUUUUUCGUCGUCAUGUACUGUGUGUGUUUUUUCUAUCUAUCUCUUUUCUUUUCUCCGUCAUAUAUCUCUUAAGAUUGUUCUGAUAUAACCGGAAAGCGGGCGGAAAAGGCGGCGAGUGUACAUUAUUAUCGCAUUGAAAUGGACAAUGUGUGAACAAGAUGGA